AGUGCUGUUUACUUUGUACGUUGUUGUGUUGCUGUUCAAGUUGUAAUAAUUGUGUGUUGAGAUAACACGCUGUUAACCCUUUUAUAUAUUAUUAUAUUAAUUAUACUUGGAUCAAAAUAACUUUCCGUUAACCGCGGUUUCAUGGAACAAUGAAAUAAAACACUCGACAGCUGAGAAAUCUCGCAAAUCUCGCAUUUGAUGCAGUGAAAAACAGACUGCUAGGAUGGACGAUAUCUACACUUUGCAACAGGAAGUGGGGCGAGGCAGUUAUGGAGUGGUCUUCAAGGGACGUAUAACAGAGACUGGCUGGUGGGGCGAGAGGGGCGACACGGUGGCCAUUAAACGUCUACCAUGUUGUAGCCCAGAGAGUAUAGAGCUCUACCUGCAGGAACUGUGGGCUAUGAGAAUCACAACACGAAACCACCCCAAUGUCAUCUGUCUAUACAACUGCCUCUUACAGACUGCACCUAGAACACUGCAGCCCCUGAAAUCAGGGAGGCUCCCUUUAGAUUUAGUGGAGAGUGCUCUCAAAGGAAGAGUGGUGGACAAAGACUCAAAAACCCAACUGAGGAAUCCCUCCAGGUCAAAGAGGAGGCUGAUAUCCACAGAGGAGGUUCCCAGACGUUGCUUUGCCCUUUGGUUGGUGAUGGAGUAUUGUGAAGGAGGCGAUUUGAGCCAGUACAUCCUAUCCAGGCCGCCGGACGCUGAGUGCAACAAUGCAGUGGUUCAACAGCUCAGCAGUGCCAUUGUGUUCCUGCACAGGCAUGGAAUAGUGCAUCGUGAUAUAAAGCCAGAUAAUGUUCUUGUCUGUCUUACUAAAACAGGACCGGUCAUGAAGAUGGCAGACUUUGGCCUCAGUAAGAUGGUGGACAAUCCUGCAGAUGGUGUCCAGAGUAGACUGGCUCUUUCCUCUACCUGCGGCUCAGACUUCUACAUGGCUCCAGAAGUUUGGGCAGGUCGUAGUUACACAGCCCAGGCUGACAUCUUCUCUCUUGGUGUGCUUUUCUGGGCUGUGCUGGAGAGAAUCACUUUCCUAGAAGAUGGCACCAAUCAAGAACAACUGGGUGCAUAUGUAAUGCGAGGCCGCUGGCUCCUCCCGUUAGGUGAGGCUCUGUGUCAAAAUCCAGACCUGCAGUUGAUCAUCCCUAUGAGGGCACGACGUGCUCCGCCGCUGCCGCCGCCUCCAAACCCUGCUGUGUGCGAGCUGUUGAUGGACAUGCUAGAUUCGGACCCCGACAUCCGGCCCACGGCAGACCAACUGGAGGAGAGAGUCCGGCGAGCCAUAGAGGUGCACUGAUCUCAGAGCAGAAUGCUAACAAGCAGUCUCCUUUAUACACCGAAAAAACCUGAAAAUGAAGCCAAAAAAAGUUGUCUUGAAUUACUUGUCUGUUACUGUGUGAUGCUUUAUGAAUUGUUCUGUCAUUUCAGUGUAAAUAGUAUACAGGGCUGCCUGAUAUUUAUACAGUUAUCACAGGUUAAUGAAAAGUUCACACAAUAUUGUGCAGCCCUAUUAGCGUAAUUAAGCUUUUGCUCUAUUUUGUGAUGUUUUCAAUUAAUUUAAUUGUAGGUAUUUAUUGAUAAGUCAACUAAAGAAUAUAAAACAAGUGAAACGACACAGUAUUGUGUGGAAAAACACAUUUUUCCCUGUGCAAACUUGAUUUAUCUGUAGAGUAACACAGCUUUCAUGCUUAUAAGGAUAGCCAGUCAUAAUCGGUUAUAGUUGUGUUGUCAGACGCAGCUAGACACGAGAAACUGAGCAUUCAGAAUGGUCACACCACAAAUCGCCACUUUGAAGCGGCAGUGUAAUUAUAGAAAGUCAAAAUGACUGAAACCUUUGAAGUUUCAUGGCUGGAGGCACAUGCUCAAUAUCUAGAUUGAAGGGAACAUAAUUUUGUUUCCCGUAAUGUGUAUCUGUGAAAAAUGGCACACGUAUCAAUCAUUCAGAUUGCUUGUUUCCAAAGACAGGACUGUCAUGGUUUCUGUGACUUUAGUGGCCAGUCUUGUCUUGUAGGUGGCUUUGUCUCUACAGGAUGCUUCAGAUGGUUUUCUAGUUGAGGAAAGUGCUCCAUCUUCCACAGGAAAUUAAAAUCUGUCUUUGUGAUGGACAAAUAAUAUUUGGCUCAAUUUGUGUUCUGUAGUUCUCAGGUCUAGAAAAUGAAAAACCUGUAACUAAAUCAGCAGAUUUUUCUUUUUAACAGAUCUCUGUGAUCAAGACAAAGAGCAGAGUCAAGUUGAAGGCCAAUAAUAAUGCCAAAGUUGAAUAUUAAUGAUUUUUGAGUGUUCAAGGGUUUCGAAACCUUACAGCCUCACCGGCAAUAACAUAAAGCUUCUGAGAAUCCUUCUAAGUGGAUCUCAUCUGUGACAUUUCCAUCUCUGGAGACACUUUGCCCUUUUCCUCACGCUUCGCUGGUUUGCAAAUGAAACGCUGCUAUGGCUCAUCUUGACCUCGGUGGCGAAAUAUGCACAUUAUCUAAACACAGCACUCGUUCAUUCUCUGAGGUCAUCAUCUCGGCAUCAGUAUUAAUUCUGCAUUGGUAAGACUUUACUUUAGAGGAAUAAUGACUGUUAUGAGUCAGUGUAAUUAACGAAAUCUGUUACGGGGUUGUCUAGUUAAAACUUACUGAGAUUUAGCAAAAGCUGCUGAUUGGUGUGUAGGAUGACACUUUGAUGUUCACUUUUCAUCGUUUUAAUAAUGAGGUUAUUAAGCCAUUAAUGUCCUAACAAAGGGUCUGUGCCGGGAAAUUAUGAGAUCAACCAUUGUUAAAUCAUUCCUUUAUUAUGGGGUGGUGGCAAAACAACAUCUUGCCAUUUAUCGGAAGCCAUUUCUUUAAUGACAAACCUCUUACAAGUAUGAUCUGACUGAGCUUAGCUGUAAAGGGUGGUCGGUCAUCAUUCGCCUGACACCUUGACUCACAGACAGAGAUAGCGAUAUAAUCUGGUAUUGCAAUGUCAAAUGAAGCAGUAAAAACCCAUCAGCAGACAUAUCAUGAGGUCUCCUGCGGAGGAGAGCUCUCGCCACACCGCACAACAUUUCUCAGAAAUUGGUGGUGUGGUGACAGGCACUAAAACGCAGCAGAGUAGUUCCAGUGAACUUUUCAUUCUGUCAAAAAUAGAAGCAAUUGAAUUUCAAUCAUUUUGGCAAUGGUUUUUCAUAUCGGAGCUGGACAGGAGAGCGCCG
Puntigrus tetrazona (Sumatra barb) is the source of this 3178-nucleotide messenger RNA. RefSeq names its product Serine/threonine-protein kinase pdik1l-B-like. Bases 224 to 1297 code for a protein of 357 amino acids. NCBI's taxonomy places the organism in Eukaryota, Metazoa, Chordata, Actinopteri, Cypriniformes, Cyprinidae. The transcript has 4 exons. The record is from RefSeq and is a predicted model, not a curated record. Gene Ontology annotation, cellular component: cytoplasm; autophagosome. Gene Ontology annotation, molecular function: ATP binding; protein serine/threonine kinase activity. Gene Ontology annotation, biological process: protein autophosphorylation; autophagosome organization; positive regulation of autophagy.